CACACAAUCGCACUCUUGAAACGGCCCCAGCAUGUCAGAACCUUAGCGGCCCCAUGCCACGCCCCACUCGCAGCAGCCCCCAGACCGCAAGACAACUGAACACCAACUUAUCCACUACUUCUUUCUACAUGCAGGAAGAAUCUUGAUUUUUCAUACACAACUCCGGAAGCAAACAUGCAGCUGCAGCGCUCGUUGCUCGUUGCUCUCGCUGGAUUCGGUGCUCGCGCCUCGCAGUGUGCUCGUGUCGCCGCCCGCCGCACCAACGCCGCACAUGUCGACGCCCAGCAGGCCACGUGGAUGCUCAGUGACGUUCCCAGGCGCCAAGCAUCGGUCGUCGCGGCGGCCGCUGCUGCAGGAGGAGACGACCUUGACAAGUUCCUCAAUGCGAUCCCGCCAGAGUCACACGGCCUCGCAAUCAAGUUCAUUUCCGGGCUACAGCAGCAGGUGGCAGACAAAUCGGCCGAGUUGGCAGCCAAAUCGGACGAGGCAGAGCGCCUCGCCAUGGAGCUGGAGGCCACCAAAAAGAAGCUGCAAACGACCCAGCGGACGCUCCUGCUGUCGUUCUCCGUGGCGGGCGUCGUCGACGCCCGCUCCUUCCUGGAGCACGUCGUCAAGAUUUGGGAGGCGGAGGGCACGCCCGGCGCGCCGGCAGGCCAGGGCCAUUAUGACACAAGUAACGAUAUCCAUUACUUCGACGCGGUGAUGGGCCUGCACAUGGGAGUUCUGAAUCGCAUCGUGGAGAAGAAUAACGCCCUCAUCGAGCCGGACGACGACGCCACCCCGGCGUGAGGGGGGCUUUUGAUUGGCCUGGCGUGCGGCCGUGCCGGUGAUGCACGCCCGUUUCCCCCGCCGUCGGUAGCACAAAGCACCAGGCGGCUGUGGCGAUGGAAUGGUGGGCGUUGAAGGAUUGUUUCAGGCGUGCCGAGCACGUGCGGGCAAGGCAGCGCUGCACAGCUGGGCGGGGAUGCGGAAGGGCGUGGAGAUUGACGCGUGGGACGCGGUGGUUGUGGAGAACAGGGAAGGUACAUCAGGCGGGCUGCUGGCGGAUGACAGGCUGCACUGCUCAGGGAGGCCUGGCUACACACCAGUCAGGGAGGCCCGGCUACACACCAGUCAGGGCGGCCCGGCUACACACCAGUCAGGGCGGCCCGACUAAAUAACCUCGGAUGGAUAGCUAGCUCGCGAUGAAGGUGAUGAAUGGAUGUGCACUAUCUACAUCUCUCACAGAGCGAGGUGGUGGAUACAAGAGCACAUUACUGGCCGUGGACCGUAAUAGGAACUGUUUGCAUGGCGUUGGUGAGGACUGUAAAGUGUGGACGUAGAGGUGCAGAGGGUGCACUCACCCUUCCCAACUGACCUGGGUUGGAGCUGAUGUGUGCUCCAAACUCCAUUGCGGCUUACGUUGGAGCCAACUCCGCAUUGUUUGCAUUGCUCCAGUCGUAGUUUCACUUUCAUAAUGGUCUGGCCUUUGAGGCCGCUGUCAAGCUGUGCGUUUGGUGGUCCUUUCAUGUGCGCCGAAUAGAACUGGGUACGUGUGGGCAUAUUGUGCGUGUGCGCGACAGUUUAAGUUCCUAGUCGCCACAAUUUGGACUUCCCAAACCCUGAACUACUGUAGGGGAAGGGGCGGACAUUUGUGUGGAGUUGGACAUGUGCAUUCCCUCCGCAAUGCGACUCUCGCGAGCCGCUAGGGCCGCUGGUUUCUAACAAUGCAACGAGAGCGCCGAUUGAGUUUGCCUCCGGCAGGGCCCACGGGCCGGUGCGCGAUGCGCAUGAAUAAUUGUCAUGUGCAAGUGCUGUGGUUGAAGAGUGUCUGAUGACCACUUGCCAUAAAGCACAUGUGUGCAUGGAGUGGGGUAAUUCAACACAAUUCCUCAAUAAACAUUUGCCGACCCACAGCACGGAGUUGACGAUCACGUGCAACGUGGAGUGCUGGCUGCCAACCAGGCUGCGAGAAGGUGUGUGCGCAUGUACUGGGACGGUCUGAGGACUGGGUGUGUGAAGUGAGGGAUGGUGCGUGCAUAGAGUGCAAGUACAUCGUCAGACCGUCAUGAAUGUAAUAAGGUAUAGAUGUAGGUUGGUAUGUGUGCUGGUCGCUUGACGGAUGUCACUGCCGGGGGCAGUGUUGCACAUGAUAGCGUGUGCCAGGGGCGGGCGCAUACGGUACGUGGUAGUGCAAACGGUGGCGCUGACGUACAACAACUGCUGGGGCAAACAGUUGCCUAUUAGUAGGAUUACGCAGUGUGAAAUGGCUACGCGAACACGACGUGGAAUGUACGUUGACACCGGGCGCCGUGGGUUCCAGUGUGGCCAGCAUGUGCUGCAUGCAAUGCUGUCACUGCUCGUGCUCACGCUCUUUGUUCGGGGCUGCCUCCAGGCCUGUCGUGCUCGCUGACAAUGGCUGGUGCGAAGCUGACUACGUCAAGCGCGUUACGGCGAUAGGCCCCACUGCUCGCACUGCCGCUACCGCUCUGAUACUGUAACCGAGACGUCGU
This is a messenger RNA of Chlamydomonas reinhardtii, 2492 nucleotides long. RefSeq lists its product as uncharacterized. The coding region runs from base 175 to 789 and encodes 204 amino acids. The transcript is spliced from 7 exons. The record is from RefSeq and is a predicted model, not a curated record. Lineage: Eukaryota; Viridiplantae; Chlorophyta; Chlorophyceae; Chlamydomonadales; Chlamydomonadaceae.